This is a messenger RNA of Cladophialophora psammophila CBS 110553, 1482 nucleotides long. RefSeq lists its product as uncharacterized. The record is from RefSeq and is a predicted model, not a curated record. Lineage: Eukaryota; Fungi; Ascomycota; Eurotiomycetes; Chaetothyriales; Herpotrichiellaceae. The transcript has 5 exons. The coding region runs from base 1 to 1482 and encodes 493 amino acids. Gene Ontology annotation, molecular function: aldehyde dehydrogenase (NAD+) activity.
AUGACGGAUAGCUCGUCCUUUUUUGCGUUCUACAACGUGGUUGACGGUGCCUUGCGACGUUCCCCAACCAUCCACAACGGUAUCGAUCCUGCCAAUUGCGAAAAACUUUGGGAUACCCCUGUCGCUAGUAAGGUCGACGUCAACGAUGCGGUCGAGGCGGCGAAGAAAGCGUUUAAGGAGUGGAAGAAAACAACCUUUGAUCAACGCGUUCAAUUGUUAAGAGAGUGGCAAGACGCACUGAAGAUCUAUUCCGAAGAAUUUAGUCUCAUAAUAAUGCGGGAAAACGGGAAACCGGUCAGUGCUGCCAUUCCAAUGCUUUUUGGUCACUGUCUAAACAGCGAGAAGAAAAAGUUCGCCGAUGUUGAGGUCCAGCAUUCGUUCGUUAACAUGUUUGAGUACUUUCUAUCAUUAAAAAUACCUGAGGAACACCAUGCUGCGAGUGAUCGCGAAUACCGGGUCAAAUACACCCCGCUCGGUGUCGUCGUUGGCAUAACGGCGUGGAAUUUUCCUCUAGGUCAACCUCUUAUGAAGGCGCUGCCGGCCUUGCUGGUCGGAAACUGUUUCAUCUUGAAGCCGUCUCCAUUCACCCCUUACAGCGGCUUGAAAGCCGUGGAGAUCGCGCAAAGAUUCCUGCCUCCUGGUGUCCUGCAAGUGCUCGGCGGUGACGAUCAACUUGGUCCAUGGCUCACCCAUCACCCUGACGUCCAUAAGGUCUCGUUUACGGGGUCAACCGCGAGUGGGAAGAAAGUCGCUGCAGCCGCUACACAGACUCUAAAGCGAGUGACCUUGGAAUUAGGCGGAAACGAUGCAGCGAUUGUGUUUCCCGACGUCGACGUGGACGAGAUAGCCCCUCAAAUUGCCAUGGGAUGCUUCUGGAACUCGGGGCAGGUCUGCACGGCCAUGAAGCGCCUCUACAUCCAUGAGGAUGUGUAUGCGAAAAUGCUGGAUGCCCUUGUGCGAGAGGUGAAAAAGAUGAAAAUGGCCCCAGGAACGGAAGCUGGUGCGAUGGUGGGCCCAGUGCAAAAUGAAGCACAGUACCAGAAGUUGAAGGAUCUUUUCCAAGACGCUUUGGAGCACAAUGGCAAGGUAGUCUUCGGCGGGAGUGUAAGGGAGGGGGCAGGCUAUUUUUUCGAACCCACCAUUGUCGACAAGCUGUCGGAUGACUCGAGACUGGUUACUGAGGAACAGUUUGGCCCGAUUGUUCCUGUCCUGCCAUGGUCAAACGAGGAGGAUGUCGUCAAGAGAGCCAACAAUACUGCCAUGGGACUAGCCGCGAGUGUCUGGACGAAGAACUUGACCAAGGCCGAAGAGAUUGCGGACCAACUUGAAGUUGGGAGUGUUUACAUCAACAGUUCCGAAAAGGUGUCGUUUGAGGUGCCAUUUGGCGGCCACAAGCAGAGCGGGAUUGGAUACGAGUGUGGCCCCAACGCUCUGGCAAUCUACUGUGACAUGCAAAUUCUGCAUUAUAACUUCAAGAGUUAG